Rhipicephalus microplus (southern cattle tick) is the source of this 799-nucleotide messenger RNA. It is a transcript of the gene mRpL48, whose product is annotated as mitochondrial ribosomal protein L48. Gene Ontology annotation, cellular component: mitochondrial ribosome. The record is from RefSeq and is a predicted model, not a curated record. NCBI's taxonomy places the organism in Eukaryota, Metazoa, Arthropoda, Arachnida, Ixodida, Ixodidae.
AGCCGAGUCAAGUCGAAACAAGCUCCUAUUGGUGUCCACACGUUUUGCGGGAACGGUGGUUUUGGGUGCUUUGAUAAUUUUCGUGUCUGGCCCCUUCGACGUACUAUUUCAGUAUGGCUAUGCUAUUGUAACUCAUCAAAAACACCUUUUCCUUUCCCGUUUGUCAUAACACCGGUACAGCCACCAUGAACAGAACCGGAGUGUCGAACCUACUACAGCUCACAAGUCGGGCUUUAAGGACCCCUGUCACCACCUCAAGGUCCAUCAUGAAGUACCACGAACCAGAAUAUCUCAAGUAUUUGCAACCGCCUCUGCCAGUGUACGAUGGAUUUAUUAACGUCCAGUUGAAAGGUUAUGAUUUCACCGUGCUCGAGAACAGUGCAAGAAAAGUGGCUAAAAUAGCCUCGAUGUUGGGCAUUCGGGUUUCUGAAUGCUGGGCUACCCCUCUUGAAUCCAUGGCCAUAUCUACGUACAAACCGCAGAGCACUACUGUUGAAGACACAUUCAAGCUGAACGUUUACGAGCGAAACAUUCAGUUGGCUGAACUGUCAGGAGUCAUGGCACCUAUCUUUCUGGAGGCUGUCCAGCUCAGCCUGGCUGAGGGAGUCCGGCUCAGUGUUCACCGGCACCUACCCGAGCACGAGGAGAUUCGCUACGUGCCCGACUUGGAGCUGGAGGAGCUACAGAGGCAGCUUGAAGAAAUUGUCAACCCACCUACGUCAAAGCACGUCAAGAAGCCGUUCUGAUGCAUUUUGUAUAGCUUUAUGUGUAAAUGAAUUGUAGAAGCCGUCAGAAUGUC